This is a messenger RNA of Notothenia coriiceps (black rockcod), 1839 nucleotides long. RefSeq names its product actin binding LIM protein family, member 3 (gene ablim3). The annotation marks the transcript as partial. Gene Ontology annotation, molecular function: actin filament binding. NCBI's taxonomy places the organism in Eukaryota, Metazoa, Chordata, Actinopteri, Perciformes, Nototheniidae. The transcript is spliced from 21 exons. Gene Ontology annotation, cellular component: actin cytoskeleton; stress fiber. Gene Ontology annotation, biological process: cilium assembly; lamellipodium assembly; cytoskeleton organization. The record is from RefSeq and is a predicted model, not a curated record.
AUGUGUGAAAAAGAGGAACUAUGUAACUGUGAUCUGGCGAGAUCCGGUUUCUUCCAGAAGAAGGGCGAGUACAUCUGCACGGCAGACUAUCAGCGUCUGUACGGCACACGCUGCGACCGCUGCAACAGCUUCAUCACGGGAGAGGUGGUCUCCGCUCUGGGACGCACCUACCACCCCAAGUGCUUUGUCUGCAGUGUCUGCAGUAAACCCUUCCCCAUUGGAGACAGAGUGACGUUCAGUGGAAAGGACUGUGUGUGCCAGCAGUGCUCCCGAACACUCGGCAAGCCAAAUGAACCGAUCAAGAUCCAGGGACCCAGCCACUGUGCCGGGUGUGGAGCAGAGAUCAAGCAGGGUCAGUCUCUCCUGGCGCUGGAGAAGCAGUGGCACGUCAGCUGCUUCAGAUGUCGCACCUGCAACAUGGUCCUCACCGGAGAGUACAUCAGCAAGGAUGGAGUGCCAUACUGUGAGGCAGAUUACCACGCCCAGUACGGGGUGAAAUGUGAGACCUGCAGCAGAUACAUCAGUGGAAGAGUUCUGGAGGCGGGGGGGAAGCACUACCAUCCAACCUGCGCCCGAUGCUCCCGCUGUAACCUGAUGUUCAAAGAGGGAGAGGAAAUGUACCUGACAGGUUGUGAGGUGUGGCACCCAUUAUGCAAGCAGGCAGCGAGGGCCGAGAGGAGACUCAGGCACAGACGCCUGUCGGAGGCCUCCAUCUCUCCACCGGGCUCCUCCAUAGGCUCUCCCAGCAGGGUUAUAUGCGCCAGAGUGAAGAAUCAGUUCCUAGAUUAUAAGGACCUAGCUGCCCUGCCAAAGGUCAGAGCCAUAUACGAGGUCCAACCGCCAGACCUCAUAUCCUCCUCUUACCAGCCCUACCACAGAUACACCUCUGAGGACAGGCUAGAACCUUACGGCUAUGGGGAGUCACUUGGGACACUCUCCCCCUAUUCUCAGGACUACGACAGCCUGGAUAUAAAGCAGAGACGUUGCUCCAGUCCAGGUUAUAUUGACUCGCCAACGUAUAGUCGUCAAGGCAUGUCACCCACCAUGCCUCGCUCUCCGCAGCACUAUGCCUACCCUGGCUCUGAGAGUGGCAGGAGUUCACCUUAUUACGGCCAAGAGGAGCGCUCAAGCACACCCACCACUAACCAGCCCCCUAAACAUUUUCAUGUACCAGCCACAGGGGACCCCUACAUCUACAGGAAGCCUCCCAUCUAUACGAGAACGGCCAUGAAAAGCAGGACAAGCGAGGACAUUCUCCGAUCCUCCAGACUGUCCACCUACUCUCCUGAGCCAUACACCCAGUCAGAGGCUGACUACUACCCGUACACCAGCUCCCCCAGGGCCUAUCGUGUGCCAAAAAGACGCUUCUCGACAGGAGGAGAUGAAGAGAGUUGGAGUAACAGUCUUCAAAGAAUCGGGAGUGGCAUCGGGAGGAUGAUCCUAAAGGAGGAGAUGAAAGCAAGAUCUGGUUCCUAUGACAACGACCCCUGGGGCAGUGCGAGGAAUUCUCGUUGUGGGAGCAAGGAAACACUCAACACUACAGGCUACGGCACCUCGACAUACAACAACACUGUCAACGGAUCUCCCAGAUCUCAGUACAGCGCUGAUAGUGAUUUAGUUUGUAAGUCCUCCUCGCUACCAGGAUACGGACGCAACGGGAUCCAGAGGCCCCAGAGUGCAGAUUGCUAUCAGUACCAGCAUGAAAGUGGCAGCGAAGUCAAUUGGGGAGGCAAAGAAUACACGAUUUUCCCCUAUGAGGCGCUCAUUGUCACCACCAGAGGUCGCAUCAGGCUGCCCAAAGAUGCAGACCGUGCCAGACUGGAGGUGAGUUAUGAAUGG